Messenger RNA from Brassica oleracea var. oleracea, 849 nucleotides. RefSeq lists its product as uncharacterized. Lineage: Eukaryota; Viridiplantae; Streptophyta; Magnoliopsida; Brassicales; Brassicaceae. Bases 1 to 849 code for a protein of 282 amino acids. The record is from RefSeq and is a predicted model, not a curated record. Gene Ontology annotation, molecular function: electron transfer activity. The transcript has 2 exons.
AUGUCUCUCUCUGGUUCACAAAAGAAGCUGAUCCUACUGGUCUUGGCGUUUGCAUGUCUCUCUUCAUCAGGUGCAGAGGCGUGGAGCUGGAGUUGGAGCAACGGGUCGGGUUGGGGCUGGGGAUCUUAUGGCUCAAGCAGCUCUAGCUCAGGUCCUGGUUCAAACUCUGACGAUUCAAGUCGGAGUUGGGGCUCGAGUCCUGGCUGGGGCUGGAGCUGGGGAGACGGCUCAGACAACUCUGGCUCAGGUUCUGGUUCAAACUCUGAUGGAUCUGGUUGGGGAUGGGGCUGGGGAUCAGAUGGGUCAAGCAGCUCGGGCUCAGGUUCAGGUACCAUUCCUGAUGGUUCAAGAUGGAGCUGGAGCUGGAACCCUAGGUCAGGCUGGAGCUGGAGUUGGGAUUCCAACCAUAAUUCGGACAGUGAAGCGCCAAACAGUUCAGGAACGGACAGUGAAGCACCCAGCUGUUCGAGCUCCGGUUCGGACAGUGAAGCGCCAAGGAACAUCGUAGUGGGAGGAUCUGAUGGAUGGAAAAAAGGUUUGGAUUACAAAGAAUGGGCUUUCAAGAAUGCUCCUUUCUACGUCAACGAUGUUCUUGCUUUCAAGUACGAUAAAUCGGCCAAGCGAAGGAACAAUGUGUAUUUGUUCCAAGAUCCAUGGAGUUAUAUGAACUGCGACCUAAAGAAUGCAAAGAAGAUUGGUUUGACGCAUAAAAGAUCAGAAAAAAGCUUCAAGUUUGCACUUAGACAAAAUAAGCCUUACUUCUUUGCCUCGGGCGAGCAUGAUGGUGAUUAUUGCACCAACCACAACAUGAAGUUCACCCUCUUCCCUGUUCCGCACCAUUCUGACUAA